This is a messenger RNA of Cynoglossus semilaevis (tongue sole), 1867 nucleotides long. It is a transcript of the gene abhd14a, whose product is annotated as abhydrolase domain containing 14A. NCBI's taxonomy places the organism in Eukaryota, Metazoa, Chordata, Actinopteri, Pleuronectiformes, Cynoglossidae. The record is from RefSeq and is a predicted model, not a curated record. The transcript has 5 exons. Gene Ontology annotation, cellular component: cytoplasm. The coding region runs from base 186 to 1169 and encodes 327 amino acids.
GAUUGGAAACCGACAGUUUAGUGUAAAUCGCUGCGUAUAGAAAAAAGUAUUUCACUAGCUUCUCUCAAUUUUCAUACAGGGCCGCAAUCAUCUGCACCUGGUUAUAAAUCUAAGUACGAUUCACAUAGCGUAUAUAUGUUUUUCCAUAUAAUCUUGAAUGAAUGUAUCGUUACAAUUAGGGCCGUAUGUGUUUAAAUGCCGUCGGAUGUGUUUGGAAAUGUAACACCUCCAUCUGCACUGCACCGACUCGUCCAACAACAUUACAGCGUACAGGCAGCGAUGGAGAAGACAUAAAGACACCGGACAGCUUCGUCCUUGUGUCAGUACCGUGUUUGCUCCUCUCAUCUGUGUCGGAUGUCCAUUUUGUUAAAAUGAAUUUCUUGCGUAAUCGCCUCGUUGUCUUGGUCCUGGUUCUCGCGGCCACGUUGCUGCUGUACCUGCUGCUUCCAUCCAUCCGUCAGGGCAGCAUGGAGCCGUCUCUUGAAGCUCAGAGAAUGGGUCUGAUGGCCACCUCCUCUCCUCCACUCACAAACAUCAACGUCACUGUCCGCACCGGACAACUGCCCGGGGAUCCACCGCUGUUCUUCAGAGAGGCCUUGCCCGUGGACACGGCAGGAAAACAGAUAUUACCGAGGCUACAAGUGGUUCUGCUGCAUGGUCAAGCCUUUACCUCCAAAACCUGGGAAGACCUCGGUACAAUGGCCCUGCUGGCAGCCAAUGGGUAUCAGGCUCUGGCCAUGGAUCUGCCAGGUUACGGAAAAUCGCCGGACUCGGAUGCUCUAAAGACCGACCAGAACCGGGUGGACCUCCUGUCUCGGUUCAUGGAGUCUUUGGGGGUCAGGGCACCUGUGCUGCUGAGCCCCUCCAUGAGUGGACUUUACUCACUGCCCUUCUUCAUGAAGAACCACGAGCAGCUGCACGGCUUCAUUCCCGUGGCACCGGUCGGUACCAGAGGAUACACUCCACAGCAGUACCAAAGUAUUCAGACUCCCACUCUGGUCGUGUACGGAUCCCUGGAUACAAACCUUGGGGCGCAGUCCCACAAGAACCUGAUACAACUUCCCAAUCACUCUGUGCUGAAGCUGGAAGGAGCUGGUCACGUCUGCUACAAGGACAAGCCCCGAGAGUUUCACCAGGGACUGAUGGAAUUCCUCAGCAAACUGAAAUGAGUUGAGGUGAUGGAAAGAUGACCAUACUAAUACAAAUAAUAAAUAAAAAGUUUCUGUUUAUGUUGAGGUGGUUAGAUUUUUUUUUUUUUUUUAAGAAUAUGAUCUUUCAUAUUCGUGUCACCUUGGAAGUUUCUCUGCAUGUGAAUUGGCUUCGUCGCAUGCCAAACUGUUCAGCAUAAUAUUUCAGAGUAAAAUCUUUUUUUUUCUAGUUUUUUUCUUUUUCUUAGGCAAAACCAUAAGAUUCAGCUGGUUUUUUUUUGGUUUUUUCCUCCUAAUGGCAGCAGUGUGUACAGGUGUGUGAUAUUUGUGUCCUUCUUGUCUCCGUUGCAUGAGAAAUCAUGGAAUAUCCUGGCUUUUAAUUCACCAAAUCAAAUGGUCGGAGCUGUGAAUAUGAACAGGAACAGGUGUGUGUGUGUAUGUGUGUGUGUGUGUGUUUUUAAAUGGCAUCUGUUUGUAGUUUUUGUGUGUAGUGUCAUAGUAAUCACUCCAGCUUCCAGAUUAUUUCCUUUUCUAACCAGAACAAAUUCUCUAAAAAAAAAAAAAGAAAAAGAAAGAAGAAGAAGAAGCGCAGGAUGUAGAAAGAAUAUUGUGUGUGUUGUUGUCUGUAUAUAAAGAUAUAUGUAAUAUAUUUGCAAUUUGCUUGGACAAUAAUGCAGAACAGAUUUGUGCAGCGCUUACAAUAAAAAUAUAAAUUGUGA